This is a messenger RNA of Pseudo-nitzschia multistriata, 909 nucleotides long. Lineage: Eukaryota; Bacillariophyta; Bacillariophyceae; Bacillariales; Bacillariaceae. The record is from the annotation of a GenBank genome assembly.
CAGGAUUUUAAUCAGAAAUUAAUCCAUCACCAUCAUGUCGUCCUUUGGAAGUUGGUACGAUGAACAAAAAGCGGCAGAAAACGGAGGCGCGUCGAAUUCCAAUUGGUUCUCUAUCGAUACAGAUGAGGUCUUGCCCCUAUUCAAUGCCGAAAACCUUCAAGGAUUUUCUUUUGAAAACAUGAAGCAAACUAUGGAGGGACAAAUGCCAAAGAAGAUUCUUGGAAUGGGAUACCAACAACGAUUUAAGGUAUGCUGACAUAGCAAACAUCAGAUAUGCCGAAUAUUUGUGGAUGCCCUGUAUGAUUCUGUUUCAGUCCUGUCCGUGUGUAUGUUUGUGUUUUUCGGCUCCAAGUCGGCAAGAUUGUACCUGACUGACGUGAUUCGCUUUAUCUUUUUACAAUCGUGAAAUAAUAAGGUGUUCUGCGCCCUUUUAUUCCUGUCGGGUCUCUUUUUCGCAUUGGCCUUUUUCGUUGGAGUUCCAAUGCUGGCCUUGAAACCACAAAAGUUUGCUCUUAGUUUCACGUGCGGAUCGAUCACCUUUAUGGGGAGCUUUGGAAUCAUGAAAGGCCCAUACGAGCACCUUAUCAGCAUGUGCACUAUGGAACGAAUGCCGUUCACAAUAAUAUAUCUUGGAAGUAUGAUGACGACUCUGUAUCUCACCUGUACCAAAGGCGGAAUGAAGGGAUACGCUCUAGUUCUAAUAUCUUCUGGUGAGUUCGAUUCAGAAAACCGUGAUUUAGAGAUAACAUGAAGUAGAGUGAUGCUGGUCACAAAGCAAUACGCGCGAUUCAAAUAUCAGCUGUACGUCAAUAUCCUCUUCUGACCGUCACUUUCUGCCUCGCGCUACUCUUGAUCCGUAACACAACGAACAUUUUUUUCAGGAGUGCAACUUGUUUCAUUGCUUUGGUA